CUCCCACGCAACAAAAAUUUGUUUCUUCUGAGGUGUCAACUGUCUACAACUGCACACAAGAGAACUGAAGAAGCAGCAGAUAAUCAUAGACGAACCAGAGGCAAUUCCAGGACUUUUGGAACAGAUAUGGACCAGAAUAGUGUGGAAUUGAAGGUUACAGAUAUUCUUGAACUUUUAAAGACAAGAAAAGUUGUUCUUUCGGGGAAAUCAGGGACUGGGAAAACAUGGAUGGCAAGAAAAGUUGGUCUCCUUGCUGUAAAAAACCAAGAUGUUCACUCUACCCCUUGGAUUUCUUUGAGUGUUGAGCAUGACUAGAUGGCUCUUUAUGAGCAUAUUGCUAAUCAGCUAUCUGUUUUUUCCACUCAUAUAGAGCUGGAAGAUGAGGAUAUUAACAAGGUAGAGGAUAUUGUUGGUAAAAAGGAAACCUUGGAUGAGUUGAAGGAAAAGGUACGUAUGAGACUUUCAGCUGAUGGUGCUCCUCAAAAGACUCUUGUAAUUUUGGAUGACGAAGGAAGCAAAAUGAAAGAAGGGGAUGGAGACUUAAACAAGGUCCUUCAGUUUAUCCAGCAGCACUUGAAAACCAUUGCUAAUGGAGAUGGAGAGCAGAAACUUAAGGUGCUGAUAACUUCUACUAACAAAGAUGUCAGGCACCAAUCUGAGGGAGAUAAGAAAGUGUUUGAGAUGAUGCCUCUGACUCCAGAAAUGUCUAUUUCUUGGUUAAAGAAAGGAGCUGCGGCAAAAGUAUUUGAAAUUUCUGGUGCAGAAACUUUGGUUAAAAAAUUCAUGAAUAAAACAGGUUUUACACCUCGUAAAGUAGCCUUGCUGGCAAAACUAUUAAGUUACCAUCAACAAGAUUCCCAAGUGCAGGAUCUGGAACAUGCUUUGGAAGAAGCAUCUGGUGGUGAUAAUUACAUUUACACCCAGUUGCUCUCAAGUGGAUAUGAAAAGGUGCCAGAUGGUGUUUUAGUUGACUUUUCUUGGCAGGGCAGCCAUUUUUUUGGGGACCGUGGAUCGGUUCACUAUGGUGAGUUGAUAGCAUACUGGAUACUGGAAGGAUAUCUUGGUGUUGUUGAUAGUCUUGAGGAGGCUUAUAAGGAGGGACACCGUGUUAUGAUGCAGCUUAUGGACUGUCAAAUGCUGAAAAAAGUGAACGAUAACAUCCUCCGCAUGGUGAGAGGAACACUAAAUGUUAAUGCUUAUCAUCGUCAAGGAUAUGGCGGAACAGCUAAUAUGGGGUUGGCUAAUGUGCUUGUGGAUAAUAAUGAUUGGCAUGGUAUUGGAAAUGUCACAGAGAUAGACAGUAUGAUCAGAACACUUGGCAGUCAUAGAAAGGUGCAGCAAUUAAUAACACUUUUACUAGAUGGGACCUGUCUCAGCAGGGAAGACCCGAAUAACCUCUUAGAUUCCAAUAGGGAUCUGCAAAUUCUAGGUCUUUUUAGUCUCAGAAUAGUAUCAUUGCCUCAAUCCUUUUCCUACUUGAAAAAACUGAAUGUCCUUAUGCUCAGGGACUGUGAGUUCUUAGAAGAGAUUGAUGACAUUAGAGAAUUAUUGACAUUAACUGUACUUGAAGUAUCUGGUUCUUGCUUGAUAAAAAGUAUACCGGAAAACUUUUUUCAACAACUGACCCGACUUUGUAGCCUCCACUUCUCUGAUCUUCAGAUUGAAGUCUUGCCUAAAUCUUUUUAUGACCUUACAAAACUCCGUUGGUUCAUUCUGAAAGGAUGUUCUCAUUUAACAAAGUUGCAGAGUUUGAGAAAGUGUGAAGAACUUAUGGUGGUUGAUCUUUCAGGUGCUGCCCUCUUGCCAGUUUUUCCUGAAAAGAACUUGAGACAUUUGCCGAAGCUUAAAACAUUAAACCUUUCAAAAACCAAUAUCAAAUAUUUACCUAUUUUUCAUGAGACUGGGGAGCUUACUCAUCUCUCAGUGAGUGGUUGUCGCAACUUGAAGAGACUUCCCAGCAUUCAGUCUCUAACCAAUCUGCAAGUUCUUGAUCUUUCAUGGUCAGCCAUAAAGGAGUUCCAAGACAAGUCACUACACAAUAAUAGCAAUCUCAAGGUUCUUGACUUAUCUGGUAUUGGCAUUCCUUCAGAUUUGUUACCUUCUAAUAUCAGUAAACCUUGUGAGUUUUAUUUGAGAAGCUGUUCGAAGAUAGAAUAUAUAAACAUUGCUGAAUCUCCCAAAGAUCUAGAGGUGCUUGACAUUUCGGGUGCCUCUAAUCUUGUCAAAAUUGAAGAAAAGUUCUUUGAAUCUUUAGUAAAUGUUCGAGUUCUCAACUUGUUGGAGACAAAAGUCAAAGAUCUGCCAUCCCUUGCUGCUCUCCAGAACCUUCGUCGGCUGUUACUUUCUGGUUGUUUGCAUCUAGAGAAGCUGCCAAGCUUGACUUCAAGCAAACUGGAAGAAAUUGAUCUAUCUGACUGCAAGGCUUUGACCAUGAUAGAAGAUGAAUCUUUUAAGCAUCUACCUCGCCUUAGGCGGCUUGUCCUCUCCAAAUCUAAGAUUACACGGCUUCCAGAUCUCAACUCCUUAUUAAACCUUGAGGAGUUAAAUUUGAGUGGUGUUAAAUCAUUCAAGAAAGUUGAUUUCAUUGAGCAUAUGAGUAAACUUCAGGAUCUCAACCUAUCUGAGACCUUGCUUGAACAGCUACCCACCUUAUCAAGUCUCAAAAGCCUUAAACAUCUGUCUUUAAGGGGCUGUGGACAUCUGGAGUCUAUUCCACCCUUAGAAGCACUUCACAGGCUUGAGACUCUUGAUCUUUCUCAAACAGCAGUAAGGCAUCUGCCAUCCUUGGGAAAUUUGAGCAACCUUCAUAUUCUCUUGCUUAGAAACUGUUCAAACUUGGAAGACUUUAAAAAGAACAAGAUGCUUGACAUGUCUGGAGUGGAAAAUCUUCCUUGUGGAAUCUCAAGAUUGACUCAGCUGGAACAUAUUGCUUUACCUAGUACAAAGAAAAAUAAUGAGGCAGCUGAAAGCAACAAGGUGAUUAGCUGGCAGCAAAAUCCGGGUGAAUCACAUUGGUUCUUAUCCAUUGUGGAUGGAAUUGAACCAAAUAUUGGCAGAUCUUUAAUGUUUUGUGAUGGUUCACUAUUUCUUGAAUUUCUGCAGAGCAAUCCUUCUCUAUUGGACGCAAACUCAAAUCAUUUCCAUCUCUCUAUUCAUCCUAUUGAGGUGCACGAUGGAGCAGGAGACUUGCUCUUCAAAAAAGAUGAAUUGAUUUUCAGAGAUGUCUAUCUGUUAUCUAGGCAUUACUCUAGAUCACAAGGGCGAUUAAUGGAGAUUCAUCACCUCAACACUUUUCCCAAGGGUGCCGAGGCUGUUCUUGGUAAUGCUGAGUAUGUAUUCUUGUUUGAUAAUUUGUUUUUGAAAUCAUUAUCUGAUCUGGGUGCUAGAAACAUCAAGAUGAUGAAAGGCUGUUGGAUUGAGGGAUGUCAAAAUAUGGGGUCUGUAAUCGGGAUGGAUGACUCAGUGGAGAGUUCUGAACUGGGGAAUGCACUUGAAAUUUUAUGGAUUUCAAAUGCUUUCAGUUUAAGGAGAGUAUACAGUGAGAACCUGCAGAAUCUGAAGUGCUUGUAUCUAGAUUGUUGCCUAAAGCUCUCAAGGGUUUUCUCUUCAUCCCACUUGCUGCAAAAGCUUGAAAUUCUUCAUGUCAAAUUUUGUGAGAAUCUGGAGGCUCUGUUUAAAGAUGAUGUAGAAGAGCAAAAACUGCCUAGUUUGCGAACAUUGCGUUUAUGGGAACUACCAGCACUGAAAUGCAUUGGGUGCAUAAUGCCGUCUCUACAGCUUUUAGAAGUAGGCGAGUGUCCCAUGCUUAGACAUGUAUUAACUUCAGGUCUUGUGCCAGAAAAACUCGAGGUCCUUAAAGUCAAAAAUUGUCAUGCAUUGGACAAAAUUCUUGAAGGAGUCGCAUCAGACUACAACAAAUUGCCUCAGUUAGGUGAAGUUCACCUACAGGGAUUACCAAAGCUUACAAGCAUCGGGAUUGAAGCACCCUUGUUGAGAUCUUUAGAAGUUCGGGAUUGUUCCUUGCUUAUACAUGUUAUUUCUUCAACCCAUAAGCCAGAAAACCUGGAGGUCCUCAAAGUCAGAUUCUGUGACAACUUGGAAACUUUGUUUGCAGGCACAUCUGAGGAUUGCGGAUUGCCAAGCUUAGAUACAGUUCAGCUGUGGGGUUUACCCAAGCUGGUUAGCAUUGGCACUACAUUGCCACCUCUGCGGAAGUCCAUUAUCAGGGACUGCCCCAAACUAACUAUUCCUAUGUCAUGAUUGACCAGAUCUUUGAAUGCACUUCAGGAUCUAUAUGCCAUGAUUUCCUUGAAGAGAUGUUGAUGCACUGUCUAGGAAGUGCUAAAGGAUAUGUCAACUGGACUGGGAACGGUUGAGGGAUGUAUUCUUAGCAUGUACAAAUUAUUCGGUCUGAAUUUCACUGUUAAUAGCUUAGAAUGAGACAAAUUUCCAUUGUACAUUUUUGGGAUAAUAUUAUCUGGCCUACAUCUUGAAAGACAUUGUCAUUUUUCAUGCAAGUGGAUUGAUUUUGUAGCUA
Molecule: messenger RNA, 4537 nt
Organism: Coffea eugenioides
Lineage: Eukaryota; Viridiplantae; Streptophyta; Magnoliopsida; Gentianales; Rubiaceae
Product: putative disease resistance protein At4g19050
Exons: 3
Coding region: 316-4260 (1314 amino acids)
Molecular function (GO): protein binding
Source: RefSeq, a predicted model, not a curated record